UCUUUCCCUUAGCUCCCUCUCUUCUCUUCUUAAGACCCCCUCUUGUGCUCCCACGAGACAUUAUAAACCACACCAUCAUCUAAUCAACUAAAUCUCUUCCCUCUUCCCUCUUCCCUCUUCCUCUUCUCGCUUCUCUUCUUUCUUUUACACAAACACCAUCACCUAAUUAUUAUCAUUCUCUUAAUGGGUCUAGAUCAAGAUGCUAGUAACUCAGGCCUUCAGCUUAUUCUAGGUUUAGCUUUGACUUCUACACCAGAAUCCAAUAACAAGGUUGAUAAUCAUCUUACUCUUAUGCCAAGGCCAACACCAACCAAGUCCCACUCCUCCAAUUUUAACUCAGAGGCUGAGCCAUCACUAACGUUGGGUCUCUCCGGUGAGAGUUGUUACCUGCAUCAUGUGGUCAAAGACAACAAAAAUAAGAUGGACAUAACGCAUAAAGCUUACAACGAGGACCCUUUUGACUUGUCUUCGCAGACUUCACCUCAUCACAGCGCUAUUUCCUCGUUCUCCAGUGGCCGAGUCAAGAGAGAAAGGGAUCUUAGCAGUGAAGAAAUGGAGGCAACAGAGAUAGAGAGGGUUUCUUCAAGAGCGAGUGAUGAAGAUGAAGACGGCACCACUGCAAGGAAGAAGCUUAGGCUUACAAAAGAACAAUCUGCUCUACUAGAAGAAAGCUUCAAACAACAUAGCACUCUCAAUCCUAAACAGAAACAAGCUUUAGCGAGACAGUUAAACCUGCGGCCUCGUCAAGUUGAGGUGUGGUUCCAGAAUCGGAGAGCCAGAACAAAGCUGAAGCAAACUGAGGUGGAUUGCGAGAUUCUUAAGAAGUGCUGCGAAACGUUAACGGACGAGAACAGGCGGUUACAGAAGGAGCUUCAAGAGCUGAAGGCACUGAAACUAACACAGCCUUUGUAUAUGCCUAUGUCUGCGGCAACCCUCACUAUGUGCCCAUCUUGUGAGAGGCUCGGUGGUGUCCACGGUGGCGCUUCCAAUAAGAGCCCUUUCUCCAUGGCUCCUAAGCCUCACUUCUUCAACCCCUUCACCAAUCCUUCUGCAGCAUGUUGAAAAAACAAACAAAGAAACAAUAGUAUUCCCCCCCUCAAACCUUUGUAUUUUUUUGGUUGAGGGAUACGUCUAUGGACUACGUCUAGUGAAAGGGUUAAAGAUGUAAUUAACUAAUACCGUAGAUAUUAGUAACUGCUGAUCAAAAUUACUUUUUUUUUGUCCCCUUUAUUGUAUGUUUAUAUAUAUAUAUCGUUAUAGAAUACAUCCAUCCAUGAAGGAAUAGCUAUAUUUU
This is a messenger RNA of Gastrolobium bilobum, 1294 nucleotides long. RefSeq names its product homeobox-leucine zipper protein HAT22-like. The coding region runs from base 184 to 1062 and encodes 292 amino acids. The record is from RefSeq and is a predicted model, not a curated record. Gene Ontology annotation, biological process: regulation of DNA-templated transcription. Lineage: Eukaryota; Viridiplantae; Streptophyta; Magnoliopsida; Fabales; Fabaceae. The transcript has 3 exons. Gene Ontology annotation, molecular function: sequence-specific DNA binding; DNA-binding transcription factor activity, RNA polymerase II-specific.